AUGCCGUCUUUGACUAAUAUCUUGCUUCACAGCAUUGCCUAUAUGGCAGACAAAUUCCCUGACAAGUGGAUGGAGAAGAUUCCCUACUAUCGCGAAAGAGAAGAAGAAAUCAAACAAGAGGAGCGUGAGGCUCGUCGUGCUCGCAAGGACAAGCGCAGACACUCUCACUCUCAAAAACGCUCGAGCAGCCACCGCAGAGCCCACCACUACGACGACGAUCAACAAUCUGACAGCUACGAUGAAGAAGACUAUGAUCGCCGCGAUCGCAGAAGACACCGUAGUCUUGAUGGACGUCGUCAGCAUGCUGAGGAUAGAUCCUCUUACCGCAGAUCCUACAACCCUGCCGACUAUGCUCCUGUCGACAGAUACGGCUUUGCUGUCCAGGCUCCUGGCAUCUCUCGUCCUGUCGUGGUCAGUCAAUAUACUUUACAGCUCGAGGUAUUAUGCUAA
Messenger RNA from Aureobasidium musti, 450 nucleotides. Lineage: Eukaryota; Fungi; Ascomycota; Dothideomycetes; Dothideales; Saccotheciaceae. The record is from the annotation of a GenBank genome assembly.